Messenger RNA from Tribolium madens (black flour beetle), 580 nucleotides. Its product is annotated as collagen alpha-2(I) chain-like. Bases 30 to 464 code for a protein of 144 amino acids. NCBI's taxonomy places the organism in Eukaryota, Metazoa, Arthropoda, Insecta, Coleoptera, Tenebrionidae. The transcript is spliced from 2 exons. The record is from RefSeq and is a predicted model, not a curated record.
UACAGUUUAUUCAAACAAACCCAUCAACCAUGAACACUCUGUUUGUUGCCGUCAUUGCCUCUUUGGUCGCCCUCUCCGCUGCCAGCCCUUCGGGUAUCCUGGGAGGAGCAGUGCUCGCAGGCCCUGCAGGAAUCGCUGGACCCAUCGGUACACUUGGUUGGGGUGGGGGCGCUGUGUUAACCGCCCCCACUGCCGGCGCCGUGAUUUCCGGGCCCGGGUUAGGGCUCGCCGCCCCUCUUGCCCUUGCUGCUGCCCCUAUCGCUGUCGCCGCUCCUUUGGGAGUUGGAGCUAUCACUAAUGGAGGUGGUACCAUUAGCGCGAGUGGUGCAGGGGCUGCUAUCCGUGGACCCGGAACCGCUCCAGUUGUGGUGGCUGGACCCUCUGGAAAAAUUGCUGCUGAUGGGCUCUGGGGACCUACCGCCAAUAUCGGGCUAAAUGCCAUAGGGCUAGGCAAAGCUUGGUAACUCGGAUUCACGAAAACUGGUUUUUCACUGCCUUGUUAAUGAUAACUUAGCUGUUUUUUGUGUUGUGAUUUAAGUAUAAUAUGCACUGAAUAAAUGACUGAUUAUGUAAAAUGUAA